Molecule: messenger RNA, 2019 nt
Organism: Poecile atricapillus (Black-capped chickadee)
Lineage: Eukaryota; Metazoa; Chordata; Aves; Passeriformes; Paridae
Product: collagen alpha-1(I) chain-like
Exons: 4
Coding region: 1-2019 (672 amino acids)
Source: RefSeq, a predicted model, not a curated record
AUGGUGCCGGGGCCGGGCCGGGCGCGCGGGGCGGGGCGGGGGCGCGGGCGGGCGAGCGGCCGAACCCGCCGGUGCCGCCGAGGGGCUGCCGAGGGAGGGGCCGCGCGCCGCGGCCGCAGCCCCGCGCCCCGCCCCCGCCGCCCCCGCAGCCAAUGGGCGCCGCGCGGGCCGCGGAGCGACGGACAGUACGACCAAUGGGAAGCGAGGGCGGCGCGGUGCGGGGGGAGAGGAGGGCGGGCGGACCCCGCCCCGUGGGGGAGGGGGAGCGCGGCGGGGCGGCGGCCAAUGGGGGCGCGGGGGGGAAGGGGCGGGCGGCGGCACAGCCUAUCAGCGCCCGCGCGGGCUCGCAGGGAGACCCCGUAUGGGCGCGGCCGCGGCGGCGCGGGCCGCGGCGUGAUGAGCGUGCCCGGCGGCCAGUGGCGUGUGGGAGGCGGGCUGUGGCCGUCAUUGGUAGCGCGAUUGCCGCGCCGCGGAGCGCGAGAGGCGCGGAUAUUGACGGGAGCGCCGGCUAAUCCGAGCGCGGAGGCGGCAGCAGCGGCGCGGCACAGAGCCAAUCGGCGCGCCGGUCUGUCUCAAACGGGCCAAUGGGCACCGCGGAAAGGCGGGGCCAGCGCCCGGGCUGCGCCCUUGGAGGGACGGCGCGGCGAAUGGCGGAGCCGGCGCCAUGUUGGCUCGGGCUCCCUCAGGCCCGGCCGGGCUCCCCCCGCGCUCGCGGGACCCGGGCACCGGCGGGCACCGGCAGUGCCACCGACUGUCACCGGUAGUGUCACCGGCAGUGCCACCGGCAGUGCCACCGACUGUCACCGGCAGUGUCACCGGCAGUGCCACCGACUGUCACCGGCAGUGCCACCGACUGUCACCGGUAGUGUCACCGGCAGUGCCACCGGCAGUGCCACCGACUGUCACCGGCAGUGUCACCGGCAGUGCCACCGACUGUCACCGGCAGUGUCACCGGCAGUGCCACCGGCAGUGCCACCGACUGUCACCGGCAGUGUCACCGGCAGUGUCACCGGCAGUGUCACCGGCAGUGCCACCGACUGUCACCGGCAGUGCCACCGGCAGUGCCACCGACUGUCACCGGCAGUGCCACCGACUGUCACCGGCAGUGUCACCGGCAGUGCCACCGGCAGUGCCACCGACUGUCACCGGCAGUGUCCUGUCACCCGCCACAGCGGGACCCGGGCACCGGCGGUGCCACCGGCAGUGCCACCGGCAGUAUUCUGUCCUGGGACCAACACCGUCACCAACCCUGUCCUGUCCCCCAACAGUGUCCCCAAAGCUGCCCUGUCCUGUCCCCGGGGUUCUCACAUCAGGGUGCUGUCCUGUCCCGUGUCCCCAAAAGCGUCCCUAACGCUGUCCCUGUCCCCACCUCCCACUGGCUGCAGGAGCUCAGGGGACACGGGACUUGGACAGAGGAACCCUCAGCCUUGGGCUGGGGGCAAACUGGGGCGAGCUGGGGUGGGGGAGCGGGGCCAGCCUAGGGUGCCCUACCCCCGCUGCCACCUCCCGAUUGUCCCCCUGGGUCCCCCCCCCCCGACAGACCCUCCCUGUCCCCCACCUUGGGGGCGAUCGCUGGGACCCCGGGGGGAGCUCAGGCCUGUUCCGAGCCCUCGGAGCCUCCCCCGGCCCCCCCGGGCCCGUGGGCGGCCGUGGCCGGCGCACCCAGCGCGGGGGCUGCGCUAUUUCGGGGCCUCCGACCGCAAGGGAAACAUCCGGGGGCCGGAGAGGGCGGGCGGGGCCGGGCCGGGGGGGGACACGGGGGGACACCGCGCCAGCCCCGGCAUCCCGGGACACCGGCAUCCCGGCCAGCGGCACACCGCGACAGCGCGACACCGCGACAGCGGCAUCCCCGCGGGCAGGACCCUCCCCUGGCGUCCCCGGAGCGUGGUGAGGACCCCCGGCACCGGGACCCUUCAGAACGGGGACCCCGGGACAGAGGAACGUGGGGUGGAGGAUCCCCGCUCUGGACCUUUCGGGACGGGGGAUCCCUGCGCUGGGGACCGGGACCCUUCGGGAUGA